GCGCUGUGUCCCUUCUGCCUGCCCCUCGGCCCCUCUUUGAGCCUCAGAAAUCCCGAGGAUGCUGGAGUAGAUGGCCGCUGGGCUCCUCACGUCCUCAGGGAUCUGGAGGGACCUUGGGAGCCAGAGGUGGCAGACGGUGACGUGUGUGAGCCCCCAAGGGCUGUGUCCCCAUCACAGGACCCGCCUUGGGCUCUGUGGUUCUGUCCUGGGCCAGAGGACGCAUGCCCUACCAAGGCCCCCACGGUCACCCAUGGCUACCGGUCCACUGUCCAUCAUCGCCGCCCGACCUCUGCCCACCAGCUCCUGAGGCGUGGGCGCUGUGCCCCAUGUGACCCACGUGACCGAGGCUCACCCGUCCUCUCCCGUCCCCUCGGGUCUUCCCCCCAUUCAGGCUGAUUCCCAGGAGGGUGACGCUGAUCAUCGGGGCCACGAUGCAGGUCAUCUCUGAGGGCGGUCCCCAGCCGCAGUCCCACAUCCUCUUCUCCGUCAGCAACGCCAGCGUGGCCACCGUGGGCAGCACAGGGCUGGUCCGUGGCCUGGCCGUGGGCAGCGGCACCGUGUCGGGCGUCGUGCCAGCGGCGGACGCGGACACCGGCAAGGUCAUCGUGGGCUCCCAGGUAUCCCUGAGCCCGUGGUGGCCGGCACUGGCCACGCCUGGGGUGGGGAGCCCUGCGGGUUGGUGCCCUGGGUCCAGGCAGCCCCGUGUGGCCAGCGGUGCCAGGCACUCCUGGGGACCUGCCCCUGGACCUGCCGUCCCUCCGCAGUCCCACAUCCUCUUCUCCGUCAGCAACGCCAGCGUGGCCACCGUGGGCAGCACAGGGCUGGUCCGUGGCCUGGCCGUGGGCAGCGGCACCGUGUCGGGCGUCGUGCCAGCGGCGGACGUGGACACUGGCAAGGUCAUCGUGGGCUCCCAG
Molecule: messenger RNA, 914 nt
Organism: Marmota flaviventris (yellow-bellied marmot)
Lineage: Eukaryota; Metazoa; Chordata; Mammalia; Rodentia; Sciuridae
Source: RefSeq, a predicted model, not a curated record